Arachis ipaensis is the source of this 942-nucleotide messenger RNA. The record is from RefSeq and is a predicted model, not a curated record. NCBI's taxonomy places the organism in Eukaryota, Viridiplantae, Streptophyta, Magnoliopsida, Fabales, Fabaceae.
AUGUUUGGAUAUGCAGCCGGCGCAGAAUUAGAUGCAGAUCUGACUGCUACAACAAGCAAACAUGCACACAAUAAGAAAAAGGAAAUAUCAAAUAAGGAUACGAAACGCGUUUUGAUGACAAGAAAUAAGUUUACUAACAAGGAUCCGCUGAGUGUUUUUCUCAAACCUUCGACGAAUUUUGCCGAGUUUAAGAAUACUAUACUCCAGAGACUAGGACUGCAAGGCGUGAAACGGGUGGAGAAGUUGUUCUAUAGAAUCCCGAUUUCUGUGUUACGCGAUGAUGCCAAGUAUGAUUCAUUCGUUAUUAGCAGUGACGAAGAUUUUCAGGUGCUGUUCCAUUGUCGCCGUCAGUUUCCCGAGGUGAGGACUCCAGAGCUGUUGGCGAAACUUGUGGAUGUGGUAUCUAGUUCUGGAAGCUCGAAUAAGAAUCCCCACUCCACAGGACAUCCAGCUUGCUCUAGUUCCAUGCCUGUUGGUUCUUCGUCAGUUGUGCUGCCCGCCACGAUAGCUGAUGAUAGUGACGAUGAGACACCACGGACGACUCCAGCUGUGGGUAGAGGAGCAUCUAGUUCAGGUACUAAUCAGUACCCCCCGCACUUCUCUGCUCUAGACUUGGAUGCCAUGGUUGGUCAGCAGUUUCAGGAUAAAGAGGAAGUCGUGUUUAGCGUGGAGACCUAUAGCAUUUGCCGUGGGGUUGAGUACAAGGUAUUGGAAUCUGAUCAUCGCAAGUACGAUGGCAAGUGCAAGGAGUUCGGCAGCGGGUGCACAUGGCUCAUCCAGGUUAGCCUCCGCCAACGCAAAGACAUUUGGGAGGUAAAACGGUACAAUGGUCCUUAUACUUAUCUAGCCACAUCGAUAUCUAGUGAUCACAAAAAGCUUGAUUAUCAUGUCAUAUCAGCCUUCAUACUGCCCAUGAUUAGAGUUGAUAACCACAAUAUUUAA